Messenger RNA from Kwoniella botswanensis, 1278 nucleotides. RefSeq lists its product as uncharacterized. Bases 1 to 1278 code for a protein of 425 amino acids. Gene Ontology annotation, biological process: plasma membrane tubulation; endocytosis; actin cortical patch localization. Gene Ontology annotation, molecular function: protein binding; lipid binding. The record is from RefSeq and is a predicted model, not a curated record. Lineage: Eukaryota; Fungi; Basidiomycota; Tremellomycetes; Tremellales; Cryptococcaceae. The transcript is spliced from 10 exons. Gene Ontology annotation, cellular component: Rvs161p-Rvs167p complex; medial cortex; mating projection tip.
AUGAAGGGGUUCACCAAAGCUUUACAGCGGACACCACAUAAUUUGACGAGUAGGAUUGGGAUGUCUAAGAAAUCCACUGAUGUGGAAUUCAAUGACUACGAGAGGAAAUUCGCAGCUGUCGAAGCUGCUUGUGAGAAGAUGUUGAAAGAUUCGACUGUGUUUAGAGAUUCAGUGUCAAAUCUACUCUCAUCCGGAUCAUCAUUCUCUGCAUCACUCGCUACCCUUUUCUCACCGAUGGGAGCAGAGUACAAUUUAGCCGGUAAACACCCUCAGGCAGAGGUGACGGUGAAGAAUAUCACGGUAUAUCAAGGUAUAAUGGAGGAGAUGAGGGAAACCCUCUCACCUGAACUUGAGUUGAUCGAUUCUCGAGUGGUCCAACCGUGUAAAGAGCUCCAUGAAAUCUGCAAAAAGAUCCGAAAGACCAUUGUCAAGAGGGAUCAUAAGUUGGUAGAUUACGAUAGACAUAAUAACUCGUUAAAUAAGUUGAGGGAGAAGAAGGAAAAGAGUUUAAGCGAUGAGAAGAAUCUAUUCAAGGUCGAACAAGAUUUCGAACUCGCUUCAGGGGAAUACGAGCACUACAACUCACUUCUGAAGACCGAACUACCCCAUUUCCUCGGAUUGGCAACUAGGUUUAUUGAUCCUUUGUUCCAUUCUUUCUACUAUAUGCAACUUAACGUAUAUUACAUUAUGCAAGAGAAACUCCAAUCUUUCGCUGAUGGAAAAUACGACUUGUCAAGAAAGGAUGUCGAGAAUAUCUACCUUGAGCAAAGGGGUGAUACGGCCGAGCAGAUUGAGGCGAUGGCUAUUGUGAAGAGGAUCACUUCUACCGCCAAGAUGCUCCAAGCUCAUCGAUCCGCUUCCGGCACUUCCACACCCACUCGAACAGGUUCCAUCGCAUCCCGAACCACCUCAAACUCGUACCUCGACCGAAAGAGUUCAUACGGCUCUUCAGCAGCAGCAGGCGAGAAAAGCACUUUCUCGCCACCGUCUAGAACAGUCGCUGCUCCUCCACCAUACACUUCGGCUUCUUCGACGACCAGUAUCAAGAAGGCACCUCCUCCACCACCUCCUUUGAAACCUAAACCCAGUUUCAACAGGGCUGUGUAUGCUACGGCGAUAUUUGAUUUUGAAGCUCAGGCCGAGGGUGAUUUAUCUUUCAGAGCAGGUGAUAGGAUUGAAAUCAUUGAGAAGACUGAGAAUCCCGAUGAAUGGUGGACAGGUAGAUUGAAUGGCGCAACGGGUGUUUUCCCAGGUACUUAUACGCAGGUUGAUGCGUAG